ACUCUUAUGAAAUAUUAAGAAGUCGCGUUUACAUAUCCUCGGUUAUUAGAAUAAUACUGGUAAAGGCGAAGGGAAAACAAUUCGAAGAAACUCGUUCUUCUAUGGGUACAGGAUAUGGGGAGUGAGCCAUUCAGUAAUACCCAAACCUCCAUCCAUUAAGCAAUCAAGAUCGCGAAUAUAAAGCAUCGCUUCUCUUGGUGUAUUCAUACAUUUGUAAAUCAUACUAAGAACAAAGUCGUGUUGUUCUUUGUUUUCUACUAAGUUUCUUCGAUGAUUCGUUUAAUCUUGUCGAUACUUUGGGAAUAAACCAAUCAAAACUUGAGGUGCAAAAUAAAGAAAUACGUAUAAAAAAGAAAUAGAAAUAGCGCUUGGAAUUGAAUAAAUGUAAAGUUAGUAUUGAAAUUGCGUUCGUUGUUCAACGCCCUGUAAUCGGUAAUGCAAUUACUGCGGUGGAUAUUCACGUACCUAGCCGUGGGCGGUUGUUCACGACCGGCAUCCUGGACGUCGACGACGAAAAAGUUUCUGUACAAUGUUUACACGAUUGUUUUGUUACUCAUGAUACACGCUCUCCUGGUAACUCAAAUUCUGGACAUAGUGUUCAACGUCGAAAACCAGGACGAGUUCAGUGACAAUUUUUAUUUGACGCUGGGGAUCUUCGUUGCCUGUUGCAAAAUGUAUAAUCUUCUAACGAGUCACAAGAGUUACGUAAUUUUGAUCGACAGCCUCCAAGAGGAGCCUCUGAAGCCGGUCAACAGCGACGAAGUCGAGAUUCAAAUGAAAUUCGAGAAUUGGGCAAAAAGGAACAUAAUCGCCUACACAAUAGCAAUGGAGAGCUGCCUAGUAUUCAUGUACGCAUCGACGAUUACCAAAGAUUUCAAAGCGAAAAGAUUACCUUACCGAGCCUGGAUACCCUACGACUACUCAUCUUUAUUUCUAUUUUCCAUUACGUACAUUCAUCAAGCGCUAAGUAUGACGAUCUGCACGAUUUUAGACAUCGCCUGCGACAAUCUAUUCAGCGGCUUGCUGAUCCAUAUAUACUGCGUUUUCGAGAUACUUGGAUAUCGUCUGAGAAAUAUAAAGAAAUAUGGAAAGGAUUCGGCUAAACAAUGCGCUCGUCUUCAUAAUCAUAUAUACAAAUUCGCCACAAAAGUGAACGGGGUGUACAAGAUGAUAAUGCUUGUUCAGUUUCUGGCGACCAUUGCGACAAUGUGCCUCGAAAUUUAUCAACUGACCCAAAAGGAAGUGGACACGAAGUACGCAGUAAUGGUUACCUACACGAGCUCCGCGCUUAUGCAGAUAUUGUAUUACUGUUGGUAUGGGAACGAAGUCCGACUGAAGAGUCUCGCGAUUUCCGACAUGGUAAUGGAAUGCAAUUUGGAGUGUUUGGAUAGCGACGCUAAGAAGAUUCUUCUAAUGAUGAUGAAACGUGCAACGAUGCCUAUCGAAUUCACUAGCAUCUACGCUGUGGAGAUGAACCUCGCGUCUUUCAUGGGACUCCUGAAAACUUCUUACUCGGCGUAUAACUUGCUCAAUCAGAAUUAGGAGUAUCAUCGAGAAUGCGAGGAUUCACUCGGUAUAUAAAAAAGCCUAUCUCCUGAAAUCCUGCAAGUUAUAAUAAUUAAGACAAGAAGAAGAAAUUCGUAAAAGUAAAAUUUUUGUGAGUCGUGAUGCCAACGAGGUUGUAAGAAUUCCUCCCCUAGUAUUAAAACAUUAAUAAAACUAUUGUUUAUGAAUUAAACAAAUGGGAACA
Molecule: messenger RNA, 1750 nt
Organism: Hylaeus anthracinus
Lineage: Eukaryota; Metazoa; Arthropoda; Insecta; Hymenoptera; Colletidae
Product: odorant receptor 13a-like
Exons: 5
Coding region: 436-1542 (368 amino acids)
Biological process (GO): sensory perception of smell; detection of chemical stimulus involved in sensory perception of smell
Cellular component (GO): plasma membrane
Molecular function (GO): odorant binding; olfactory receptor activity
Source: RefSeq, a predicted model, not a curated record